AUGGCUAUGGAGCAGGUGAUUGAGCCUGUGUUUGCCUCUGGAGUGGCUGCUCGUUUGAGGAGCCAGUGGGACCGCAAUGAGGGCAUCGGUCAGAAUGACAAGGCCCUGAAGUUCUUCGGCCAGGACUUUGAGUGUCUCCGGGCCCACAGUCUGCAGAGCAGACGCCUGUUUGAGGAUGAUGCAUUCCCUGCUCAGACCUCAUCGCUGGGCUUCAAGGAGCUGGGGUCACACUCUGCAAAGACACAGGGGGUCCGAUGGAUGCGCCCCACGGUGAGGGAGAGAUACAGUACAUCUGCAGGUUAUAACUUUCUACUGCAGAGAUGCUCCUAUCCAUCUUGAUACUUGUCUCACCCGUAGAAACUCUCUCUGUGUUCCUCAGGAGUUCUGUUCUGACCCUCACUUCAUCGUAGACGGAGCCACGCGUACAGACGUCUGCCAGGGAGCUCUGGGUGAGUUCAGAUUGCCCACAAUGUGCCCAACCUCUGCCCUACUGUGCUAUGGAGCUGGGCUUUUGGACUCCUACAGUGAGGGGAAAAAAGUAUUUGAUCCCCUGCUGAUUUUGUACGUUUGCCCACUGACAAAGAAAUGAUCAGUCUAUAAUUUUAAUGGUAGGUUUAUUUGAACAGUGAGAGACAGAAUAACACAACAAAAUCCAGAAAAACGCAUGUCAAAAAUGUUAUAAAUUGAUUUGCAUUUUAAUGAGGGAAAUAAGUAUUUGACCCCCUCUCAAUCAGAAAAAGAUUUUCUGGCUCCCAGGUUGUCUUUUAUACAGGUAACGAGCUGAGAUUAGAGCAGACUCUUAAAGGGAGUGCUCCUAAUCUCAGCUUGUUACCUGUAUAAAAGACCAUGUCCACAGAAGCAAUCAAUCAAUCAGAUUCCAAACUCUCCACCAUGGCCAAGACCAAAGAGCUCUCCAAGGAUGUCAGGGACAAGAUUGUAGACCUACACAAGGCUGGAAUGGGCUACAAGACCAUCGCCAAGCAGCUUGGUCAGAAGGUGACAACAGUUGAUGCGAUUAUUCGCAAAUGGAAGAAACACAAAAGACCUGUCAAUCUCCCUCGGCCUGGGGCUCCAUGCAAGAUCUCACCUCAUGGAGUUGCAAUGAUCAUGAGAACGGUGAGGAAUCAGCCCAGAACUACACGGGAGGAUCUUGUCAACGAUCUCAAGGCAGCUGGGACCAUAGUCACCAAGGAAACUAUUGGUAACACACUACGCUGUGAAGGACUGAAAUCCUGCAGCGCCCGCAAGGUCCCCCUGCUCAAGAAAGCACAUAUACAUGCCCGUCUGAAGUUUGUCAAUGAACAUCUGAAUGAUUCAGAGGAGAACUGGGUGAAAGUGUUGUGGUCAGAUGAGACCAAAAUGGAGCUCUUUGGCAUCAACUCAACUCGCCGUGUUUGGAGGAGGAGGAAUGCUGCCUAUGACCCCAAGAACACCAUCCCCACCGUCAAACAUGGAGGUGGAAACAUUAUGCUUUGGGGGUGUUUUUCUGCUAAGGGGACAGGACAACUUCACCGCAUCAAAGGGACGAUGGACGGGGCCAUGUACCGUCAAAUCUUGGGUGAGAACCUCCUUCCCUCAGCCAGGGCGUUGAAAAUGGAUAGUGGAUGGGUAUUCCAGCAUGACAAUGACCCAAAACACACGGCCAAGGCAACAAAGGAGUGGCUCAAGAAGAAGCACAUUAAGGUCCUGGAAUGGCCUAGCCAGUCUCCAGACCUUAAUCCCAUAGAAAAUCUGUGGAGGGAGCUGAAGGUUCGAGUUGCCAAACGUCACCCUCGAAACCUUAAUGACCUUAAUGAGAUCUGCAAAGAGGAGUGGGACAAAAUCCCUCCUGAGAUAUGUGCAAACCUGGUGGCCAACUACAAGAAACGUCUGACCUCUGUGAUUGCCAACAAGGGUUUUGCCACCAAGUACUAAGUCAUGUUUUGCAGAAGGGUCAAAUACUUAUUUCCCUCAUUAAAAUGCAAAUCAAUUUAUAACAUUUUUGACAUGCGUUUUUAUGGAUUUAUUUGUUGUUAUUCUGUCUCUCGCUGUUCAAAUAAACCUUCCAUUAAAAUUAUAGACUGAUAAUUUCUUUGUCAGUGGGCAAACGUACAAAAUCAGCAGGGGAUCAAAUACUUUUUUCCCUCACUGUAUGUGCAAUGGUGACGAAAGGACAGGAACUGAUAGAUAAACAGAGAGACGGAGACUUACAUGAUGACAAUACCCCUACUUUUCUCCAAAAUUGAGUUUUUUCAAACCAUGAUUUCAUCAUCAUAGCUAAGUUAUUUAGGCACACCUAAUGUAAUGUCAUGUGGUAGGUGUCAUGUGGUAUGUUCUGUGUGCCAGGUGACUGUUGGCUGCUGGCAGCGAUCGCUUCACUCACACUGAAUGAGACUCUACUACAUCGGGUGGUGCCCCAUGGGCAGAGCUUCCAUCAACAGUAUGCUGGGAUCUUUCACUUCCAGGUACUUCUACACUUCACCACCUUCCCCCGUACCACUCCUACCAGUCCUUACCGCUCUUACCCGGCUAUACCUUUCCUGUCCUGUUCUGUCCAGAGCUACUCCUGUUUUCCCACAUAUUUAUAUAUUUGACCCAUCUCCAGCUCAAUAUCCAGUUGGUCUGCUAUGAUUUCAUGCCAUUUAUUUCAGUAGACUCUACACCCAAAUGCACAGACCUUUACAAUACACUAGCUACUGUAACUGAUCUGGCCCUCCACCCUAAAUUCCCCACUACCCAGCACAGGGUUGGAGUGCCACUGCCCCACAACCCCCAACUCCUCCAGUCAGUCCUGUCCUCACAGGCUGCAUGCAUGCUGCUAUAUUUACUGCCAGUAUUUAUAGGUGGACAUAAACAGUGUGUCACUCAGAACAGCAGGGCAGGGCUGCACCAGCACCCUGCUGGCAGAUUCCUACAGGGAGCACCAGGCCAGCCCCGCAGCCCACCGGCCGGCCUGGCCCCCCCUGCUGGCAGAUUCCUACAGGGAGCACCAGGCCAGCCCCGUAGCCCACCGGCCGGCCUGGCCCCCCCUGCUGGCAGAUUCCUACAGGGAGCACCAGGCCAGCCCCGCAGCCCACCGGCCGGCCUGGCCCCCCCUGCUGGCAGAUUCCUACAGGGAGGACCAGGCCAGCCCCGCAGCCCACCGGCCGGCCUGGCCCCCCCUGCUGGCAGAUUCCUACAGGGAGCACCAGGCCAGCCCCGCAGCCCACCGGCCGGCCUGGCCCCCCCUGCUGGCAGAUUCCUACAGGGAGCACCAGGCCAGCCCACCGGCCGGCCUGGCCCCCCCUGCUGGCAGAUUCCUACAGGGAGCACCAGGCCAGCCCCGCAGCCCACCGGCCAGCCUGGCCCCUUUAACACCCACCCAAAGAGAGGGCAAGGGAUAAAGAUCUGGGGCACUCACUUAGCAUCAGAUGCAGUGCACUCAUAACUGAAAGAGCACAGCGGUUGUUUUAUCUCUUUGGGUUUGGACAAACACUCUGGGGAGUCGGCUGAACUGCAGUUGUCUUGUUGCCAAGCAAUCUACUCUGUCCCUGGCAACCUGCAGCAGAGCCUCUCCCAGCAAUGAAUGCAGCAUAAUAAACACAACCAUCCUUAAAUCACAGAAGUUAUACAUUACUGCAUUUGUAUGGUGUGUAUCCCAAAUACUAUUUUGUAGCAGUUGUGCUCGUCUCCCAUGUUGUGUACCUGGUGUGUAGUUCUGGCAGUUUGGGGAGUGGGUGGACGUGGUGAUUGAUGACAGACUGCCAGUGAAGGAUGGAAAGCUGCUGUUCCUCCACUCAGCAGAGGGGGCAGAGUUCUGGAGCGCCCUGCUGGAGAAGGCCUACGCAAAGUAAGGACAAUGGAUGGCGAGAAAAAGGCAAUUUAGUGUACAGACACAACAUAACAAACUGUUAUAACAGAACUGUCUGUCUGUCUGUCUGUCUGUUUGUCUGUGUUACAGGCUCAACGGCUGUUACGAGGCCCUCUCAGGGGGCAGUACAUCGGAGGGAUUUGAGGACUUCACAGGGGGCGUGACAGAGAUGUUUGAGCUGAAGAAGGCCCAUCCAGACCUGUUUAGCAUAAUCAGUAGAGCAGUGGAGAGAGGAUCCCUGCUGGGAUGCUCCAUAGAUGUUAGCAACACACGCCAUGCACACACACACACACGCACACACACACAUACACACAGUCUUGUAUAACUAACCUUGUGGGGACACACAAUUCAGUCCCAUUCAAAAUCCUAUAUUCCCUAACUCUAAACCUAACCCUAACCUCUGUAGCUCAAUUGGUAGAGCAUGGCGCUUGUAACGCCAGGGUAGUGGGUUCGAUCCCCGGGACCACCAAUACGUAAAAAUGUAUGCACGCAUGACUGUAAGUCGCUUUGGAUAAAAGUGUCUGCUAAAUGGCAUAUUAUAUUAUUAUUAUAACCUUAACCCUCACCUUAACACUAGCUCCUAACCCUAAAACUAACCCUAGCUCCUAAUCCUAAUCCUAACCCUAGCUUUUAACCCUAAACCUAAUUCUAACUCUAACACUAAUUAUAACCUUAACCCCCUAGAAAUAGUAUUUGACCUUGUGUGGACUAACAAAUUGUCCCCAGUUGGUCAAAUAUUUGUUAGUUUACUAUUCUUGUGGAGACUUCUGGUCCCCACAAGUAUAGUUAAAACAUGUUCACAUACAUGAACACAAACACACACACAUACACACACUAUUCUUUAAGAAACUAUUUGUUUGUGCGAUAUAGAUCCCGUACAAAAUCAUUCUCGAAUUCUCUCAGAUCUCUGGUGUUUUCGAGAUGGAGGCGAUGACAUUCAAGAAGCUGGUGAAAGGCCAUGCCUACUCUGUGACAGGUGUGGAGGAGGUGAGUGAAGGACCUGGCUAAUGGAAGUUUUGAUUAACAAUACACAUAUAGUUUUAUCACAGACAGCACCUCAUGCUUAUUGGCUAGGUGGAGUUUAAAGGAAGUCCCACCAAGCUUCUGCGGAUCAGGAACCCCUGGGGAGAGAUGGAGUGGACCGGAGCCUGGAGUGACAAGUGAGAGAAGAGGUGGAGGGAGAGAGAGAUAGAGGUGAGAUGGGGAGAGAGGGGAAUGAGGUGGAGGAGAAUUGGGUAAGAGUUAGUUCAGGAAAAGUUCAGUCUUGAGUGAACUUGGGCUGGUGAUAUAUAUUUUAAGAGAUGUGUCAGUCUUUAUUUGUGGUUUCAGUUCAAAAGAGUGGGCUGGAGUUGAACCAUCGGUCAGAGCUAGAUUGUACAACCGUAGCGAAGAUGGAGAGUUCUGGUAAGUAGUUUGUCAAGAGUUUUUUAAUAUUCUAUAUUUUUAGGGUAUUGUUUUGCCAAUACAAAUAUCCUAACACAAUAUUAAGCUAAUAGUACCCUCAAGACCAGUCUCUCUGCCUCUCCCAUAAACCCUCCCACACAGGAUGUCAUUCCGUGACUUCCUGCGUGAGUUCAGCCGUUUGGAGAUCUGUAAUCUGACAGCAGACGCCCUGCAGGCCAGCCAGGUGAAGAAGUGGAGCUCAGCGCUCUACCCUGGAGAGUGGAGGAGAGGCAGCACUGCAGGGGGUUGCAGGAACUACCCAGGUACAUUAGGAAACUGAAUUGAGAGAGAAGGGGGACAAGGAGUAAUAGAUUAGUUUUUGUAUGUUUUCCCAUCUUCUCUACAGCAACGUUCUGGCUCAACCCUCAGUUCAAAGUGGCCCUUCAGCACCCAGACGCAGAUGGCCAAUCAGGUUGCAGCUUCCUGGUGGCGCUGAUGCAGAAGGAUCGUCGUCGGCAACGGCGUGAGGGGAAAGACAUGGAGACCAUUGGAUUCGCCAUCUAUGAGGCAAGAUAUUUACUCCAGUAAUUAUUUUUAUUUGGUAACAGUCAAGUUAAGAAUCUGUAAGAAUGAUGUGACUUAAAUACCUUUCUAUCUUUCUUCUAGGUUCCAGAAGAGGUAUGACACAUUCUGGAAAUGCUAGGAGUCCAUCUCUGCAUGAGACCAUAACAGCAAUCUCUACCCACAAAUAUUGGUCCUCUCCUUUCUGUACCAUCUCCUAUCAUCCUCUUUCCUUCUUUCCUCUCCUCCUCCUCUCUCCUGGACAGUUUACAGGUCGGGCCGGGGUGCAUCUGAAGAGGGACUUCUUCCUGACCCACAGCUCCAGUGCCCGGUCAGAGCUCUUCAUCAACCUGAGAGAGGUCAGCACCCGCUUCUGCCUGCCCAAGGGAGAGUACAUCAUCGUCCCCUCCACCUUCGAGCCCCAGAAGAACGGAGACUUUGUGCUCAGGGUGUUCUCUGAAAAGCCAGCCGACUCCCAGUGAGUGAAGGGUGGUGGGGUGGGGUGGGUAGCUCAGAGGGAGAGAGACAUAUGAAAACCUUAAGCCAAUGAAACUGGCUAAAGACUUGCUCCUCUCCUAACAGGGAAUUGGAUGAUGACAUCACAGCUGAUCUGCCUGAGGAGGUGAGAAAUGGUUUUGAACUAAUUCAAACCAAGAUGAAUCUAUUGACUAAUCAGCAUACAGCAGAUGUACAGAUGAGAGAAAAGCCAAACGGUCUGUGUGUGUCUGCUGCAGAUAGUGCUGGAUGAGAGCCAGAUUGAUGCAGGCUUCAAGGGUCUCUUCAGACAGCUGGCUGGAACGGUGAGAGAAACUACAUUUUUGGCGGGAGCCAUGGUACUUGUAGUCCUUUCUUACUUUAUUUUAUUCUCACAGGAAACGGAGAUCAGUGCCUCCAAGCUUCAGACCAUCCUAAACAGAAUCGUCAGCAAGCGUGAGUCUGUUAUACUGGCAUCUCUUUUGGUUAAAGGGAAAAGGCAUGUGAGGGAAGACUUGUAUGGUGUGUUCACUGUCACUUUCUGUGUCACAGAUAAGGACCUGAAGACAGACGGCUUUGGGAAGGAGGCUUGUCGUUGCAUGAUAACUCUCAUGGAUGUAUCCUUAAUUACAACUUCUUUAUACCCACCCUGAUGUGUGUCCAUCAACCAUCACUGUGCUUCCUCUUUAUUGCUCUCAGUCUGUCCUUGACAUUGAUUUGACAGACCACCGGCACCGGGAAGCUGGGCUUGACAGAGUUCCAUGUGCUGUGGGAGAAGAUCAAACGGUACCUGGUGAGUCCAGCAUGUCCUACUCUUCUAAAUAGACCUCCGAAGCUUUCAAGCUAUUGUUGGGUAUGAUUUCCACACCAUGUUUGCUGUUGCCAACCUUUGUAACCUCUCUCCACUGUUCUCACCCUCUCCUCCACCAAGUCAGACUGUUAAUAACCGCUCUCCCUCUCCUCCACCAAGUCAGACUGUUAAUAACCUCUCUCCCUUUCCUCCACCAAGUCAGACUGUUAAUAACCUCUCUCCCUUUCCUCCACCAAGUCAGACUGUUAAUAACCUCUCUCCCUCUCCUCCACCAAGUCAGACUGUUAAUAACCUCUCUCCCUUUCCUCCACCAAGUCAGACUGUUAAUAACCGCUCUCCCUCUCCUCCACCAAGUCAGACUGUUAAUAACCGCUCUCCCUCUCCUCCACCAAGUCAGACUGUUAAUAACCGCUCUCCCUCUCCUCCACCAAGUCAGGCUGUUAAUAACCUCUCUCCCUUUCCUCCACCAAGUCAGACUGUUAAUAACCGCUCUCCCUUUCCUCCACCAAGUCAGACUGUUAAUAACCUCUCCCUCUCCUCCACCAAGUCAGACUGUUAAUAACCUCUCUCCCUCUCCUCCACCAAGUCAGACUGUUAAUAACCUCUCUCCACUCCUUUCUCCCUCUCCUCCACCAAGUCAGACUGUGUUAAUAACCUCUCUCCACUCCUUUCUCUCUCUCCUCCACCAAGUCAGACUGUGUUAAUAACCUCUCUCCACUCCUUUCUCUCUCUCCUCCACCAAGUCAGACUGUGUUAAUAACCUCUCUCCACUCCUUUCUCUCUCUCCUCCACCACGUCAGACUGUGUUAAUAACCUCUCUCCACUCCUUUCUCUCUCUCCUCCACCAAGUCAGACUGUGUUAAUAACCUCUCUCCACUCCUUUCUCUCUCUCCUCCACCACGUCAGACUGUGUUAAUAACCUCUCUCCACUCCUUUCUCUCUCUCCUCCACCACGUCAGACUGUGUUAAUAACCUCUCUCCACUCCUUUCUCUCUCUCCUCCACCACGUCAGACUGUGUUAAUAACCUCUCUCCACUCCUUUCUCUCUCUCCUCCACCACAUCAAAUCAAAUCAAAUUUUAUUGGUCACAUGCGCCGAAUACAACAGGUGCAGACAUUACAGUGAAAUGCUUACUUACAGCCCUUAACCAACAGUGCAUUUAUUUUUAACAAAAAAAGUAAAAAUAAAACAACAACAAAAAAAGUGUUGAGAAAAAAAAGAACAGAAGUAAAAUAAAGUAACAGUAGGGAGGCUAUAUAUACAGGGGGGUACCGUUGCAGAGUCAAUGUGCGGGGGCACCGGCUAGUUGAGGUAGUUGAGGUAAUAUGUACAUGUGGGUAGAGUUAAAGUGACUAUACAUAAAUAAUUAACAGAGUAGCAGCAGCGUAAAAAGGAUGGGGUGGGGGGGCAGUGCAAAUAGUCCGGGUAGCCAUUAGCUGUUCAGGAGUCUUAUGGCUUGGGAGAAGCUGUUGAGAAGUCUUUUGGACCUAGACUUGGCACUCCGGUACCGCUUGCCGUGCGAUAGCAGAGAGAACAGUCUAUGACUAGGGUGGCUGGAGUCUUUGACAAUUUUGAGGGCCUUCCUCUGACACCGCCUGGUAUAGAGGUCCUGGAUGGCAGGAAGCUUGGCCCCAGUGAUGUACUGGGCCGUACGCACUACCCUCUGUAGUGCCUUGCGGUCGGAGGCCAAGCAGUUGCCAUACCAGGCGGUGAUGCAACCAGUCAGGAUGCUCUCGAUGGUGCAGCUGUAGAAUUUUUUGAGGAUCUGAGGACCAAUGCCAAAUCUUUUCAGUCUCCUGAGGGGGAAUAGGCUUUGUCGUGCCCUCUUCACGACUGUCUUGGUGUGUUUGGAUCAUGAUAGUUUGUUGGUGAUGUGGACACCAAGGAACUUGAAGCUCUCAACCUGUUCCACUACAGCCCCGUCGAUGAGAAUGGGGGCGUGCUCAGUCCUCUUUUUUUUUCCUGUAGUCCACAAUCAUCUCCUUUGUCUUGGUCACGUUGAGGGAGAGGUUGUUGUCCUGGCACCACACGGCCAGGUCUCUGACCUCCUCCCUAUAGGCUGUCUCAUCGUUGUCGGUGAUCAGGCCUACCACUGUUGUGUCGUCGGCAAACUUAAUGAUGGUGUUGGAGUCGUGCCUGGCCAUGCAGUCAUGGGUGAACAGAGAGUACAGGAGGGGACUGAGCACGCACCCCUGAGGGGCCCCCGUGUUGAGGAUCAGUGUGGCAGAUGUGUUGUUACCUACCCUUACCACCUGGGGGCGGCCCGUCAGGAAGUCCAGGAUCCAGUUGCAGAGGGAGGUGUUUAGUCCCAGGAUCCUUAGCUUAGUGAUGAGCUUAGAGGGCACUAUGGUGUUGAAUGCUGAGCUGUAGUCAAUGAAUAGCAUUCUCACGUAGGUGUUCCUCUUGUCCAGGUGGGAAAGGGCAGUGUGGAGUGCAAUAGAGAUUGCAUCAUCUGUGGAUCUGUUGGGGCGGUAUGCAAAUUGGAGUGGGUCUAGGGUUUCUGGGAUAAUGCUGUUGAUGUGAGCCAUGACCAGCCUUUCAAAGCACUUCAUGGCUACAGACGUCAGUGCUACGGGUCGGUAGUCAUUUAGGCAGGUUAUCUUAGAGUCCUUGGGCACGGGGACUAUGGUGGUCUGCUUGAAACAUGUUGGUAUUACAGACUCAGCCAGGGACAUGUUGAAAAUGUCAGUGAAGACACUUGCCAGUUGGUCAGCACAUGCUCGGAGUACAGGUCCUGGUAAUCCGUCUGGCCCUGCAGCCUUGUGAAUGUUGACCUGCUUAAAAGUCAAAGGCUUGUGUCACUGGGCAGCUCGCGGCUGUGCUUCCCUUUGUAGUCUGUAAUAGUUUUCAAGCCCUGCCACAUCCGACGAGCGUCAGAGCCAGUGUAGUACGAUUCAAUCUUAGUCCUGUAUUGACUCUUUGCCUGUUUGAUGGUUCGUCGGAGGUCAUAGCGGGAUUUCUUAUAAGCGUCCGGUUAGAGUCCCGUUCCUUGAAAGCGGCAGCUCUACCCUUUAGCUCAGUGCGGAUGUUUCCUGUAAUCCAUGGCUUCUGGUUGGGGUAUGUACGUACGGUCACUGUGGGGACGACAUCAUCGAUGCACUUAUUGAUGAAGCCAGUGACUGAUGUGGUGUACUCCUCAAUGCUGUCUGAAGAAUCCCGGAACAUGUUCCAGUCUGUGCUAGCAAAACAGUCCUGUAGCUUAGCAUCUGCGUCAUCUGACUGUGUUAAUAACCUGACUGUGUUAGCAUCUGCGUCAUCAGACUGUGUUAAUAACCUCUCUCCACUCCUUUCUCUCUCUCCUCCACCACAUCAGACUGUGUUUAGGAAGUUUGACCUGGAUAAAUCUGGCACCAUGAGCUCCUAUGAAAUGCGGAUGGCACUGGAAUCAGCAGGUACUGUUUUAUUACUGUUCUAGUAGCAUCCUCACUAAAUGUAUAAAGCACAAUAAUAUAACCAACACUGAGUUGACUGUGCGUUUACUGUGAAUGCAGUCUUCUCUAAUGCCAGAACAUUGCCUUUAAAUUUCAAUCAAACUGUAACGUUGACCUUCCGCAAGUACGUAUUGAAUAGAGCCCUUUUAAGUGCAUAAUAACAUGACCAGCUCUGCCCCUGGUCACUUUAUCCAACAGGAGACCAGUCUCUACCUAGUACUACCAUGACAAGCUACCCGUUUGUGUAACCAGGCAAAAAGUCUAAAAUAGUUUUGCUGAUAAGACUAGUUGUCUAGGUGAGAUAUCAUAAGAGCUGUGUUUGAUGUGCUGUUCACCCACUGUCCCUUUCUCUACGUCAGGCUUCAAGUUGACCAACCACUUGUUCCAACUCAUCAUCCUGCGCUAUGCAAAGGAAGACCUGAACGUGGACUUUGAUAACUUUGUAAACUGUCUCAUCCGCCUGGAGACCAUGUUCAGUGAGUUGACUUCAUCUACAGCAGUGAUACCUCUGAUAAUGCUACUACCAGUAGAGAUAACCACUCUCUGUUCACCAUUCUAGAGACCUUUAAAGAAAUGGACACUGAUGUAGAUGGGGUGGUAUCCUUCAGCUUCUUCCAGGUAUGUCACAACCAUCAGAAACUGUCUUCUUAUUUUGAGGGAGAGCAGCUUGUGGAGUUUUAACGUCAAACUGCUUUUGAGCCCAGACACAACUGUUCCUUUCUCUAUCAAUGUUUUACUGGUGUCAUUGAAGUGUGACUACUUUAAGCUGUUAAAUGUGUUAUGAGGUGUUGGUAAAGUCUUUGCUCUCUUUCCUCUAGUGGAUCUCCCUCACCAUGUUUGCCUAG
This is a messenger RNA of Coregonus sp. 'balchen', 11334 nucleotides long. The record is from the annotation of a GenBank genome assembly. NCBI's taxonomy places the organism in Eukaryota, Metazoa, Chordata, Actinopteri, Salmoniformes, Salmonidae.